AUGGCGUCAAGGAGUGCAAAUCGGCCUGAUUGUAGUUGUUGUAGCCCUGUUGCUGUAUGCAGUUGCUAUUACUUUCUUGCAUAUUCAGUUCAGACGAAAAGUACCAGCCAGGACUGGAGAGAACGGACCAGAUCCUUACCUGGACCUAAAACCCAGACCCGAGGCAGGCAGGACAUACCAGGAGAUGGCUAUCACCUCAAGGGCUUCUUCCAAAAAACAGGAGAAAGUCGUCUACCAUCACCAAACCUGUUUUAUGAGAACCAGAAUGUUGCGCAGUAUGCAAACAAAAUAAAAGAUGGUGCUGACAUGGACCUACAACCCAGACCCGAGGAAGGCAGGACAUACCAGGAGAUGGCUAACAUCUCAACGGCUUCGUCCAAAAAACCAGGAGAAAGUCGUCUACCAUCAUCAAACCUGUUUUAUGAGAACCAGAAUGUUGCGCAGUAUGCAAACAAAAUAAAGGAGGGUGCUGAUUAUGAGGAUGUACUUACUCCAAAUUAAGAUAAUUAGAAGCUUCAGAAAAAACACAAUUUAUAUGUCAGCCAUUUGUCAUCUCUUGAUUUUCAUUUUCAGUAAACAACAUAAAUGGAUUAAUUCGCAAGCAAUACAAAAUCCCACAUAAUAUAUCAAUUAGAUGAUACUAAACAUUGUCAAAAUUAAGUGGAAAAAAGCAUUACUUUUACACAUAGAAUUUAGGAAAAUCUUGUAGAAUAAAGCUUAAAAGAUACAGGUCUACUCUUAGCACUGUGUUAGUAUUACAUUGGUUAUAGUAAUAUUUUAAUCAAUUGAAUUUUGGACAAAAUUUUGUUUACCAUGCCCCAGGAUCUUUCAAUAGUUAUAAAUAAUCAGACGUCAUUGUUAUGAAAUAUGGUACAUACUGUAUAAUGAUAUACAUUUCCCUACAUGUGGAGGUGUUGUGUAUGUGCGUGUGUCUGUGUGUGUGUGUGGGGUGGGGAAUAUCGGGUACUUGUCAUUGUCCCAGUAGCCAGGUAGUUAUCGGAGGUAAAUUGUCCUACGGUUAGUGUCCGGGGGGAGAUGUCAGGUUGUAAUUGUCCUUGCAGAUAGACUGAAGACGACCUCAAGUAUGUAUGGAAC
Molecule: messenger RNA, 1095 nt
Organism: Strongylocentrotus purpuratus (purple sea urchin)
Lineage: Eukaryota; Metazoa; Echinodermata; Echinoidea; Camarodonta; Strongylocentrotidae
Exons: 3
Coding region: 1-501 (166 amino acids)
Source: RefSeq, a predicted model, not a curated record